Messenger RNA from Aspergillus bombycis, 1938 nucleotides. RefSeq names its product mitochondrial 54S ribosomal bL12m domain-containing protein. The record is from RefSeq and is a predicted model, not a curated record. Bases 1 to 1938 code for a protein of 645 amino acids. Gene Ontology annotation, cellular component: ribosome. The transcript has 5 exons. Gene Ontology annotation, biological process: translation. Lineage: Eukaryota; Fungi; Ascomycota; Eurotiomycetes; Eurotiales; Aspergillaceae. Gene Ontology annotation, molecular function: protein binding; structural constituent of ribosome.
AUGUCAAUUUCUUCGCAGGUCGCCGCUCGCUGCUGCAGGCAGAUCGUCCGCCCAUCCGCCGCUUCUUUGCGCCUCUCUUCCUCGACAUAUCUGUCUCAGCGGACACGGAGAUGGCAGUCCACCGAGGCGGAGGCUGCUUCCCCUGUCAACCCUAAGAUCAGCCAGAUUGUUGACCAGAUCAGCACAUUGACGCUUUUGGAGACCGCCGACCUCGUGGCCACCCUCAAGUCCCGCCUCAACAUCCCCGACCUCCCCGUUGGCGGUUUCGCCAUGGCCGGCGGUGCUGCUCCCGCCGCUGCUCCCGCCGAGGAGGAAGAGGCUGCUCCUGCCGCCCAGGAGAAAACCCUCUUCAACCUGAAACUCGAGUCCAUCGACCCCGCCUCCAAGGCCAAGGUCAUCAAGGAGAUCAAGUCUCUCCUCGGCCUGUCCCUGGUUGACAGCAAGAAGUUCGUCGAAUCCGUGCCCAAGGUCCUGAAGGAGUCCGUGCCCAAGGAGGACGCCGAGAAGAUCAUCGAGACGCUCAAGGCCGUCGGUGCCAAGGCCAUCAUGGAACCGCUCCGAAAAUGCCCACGCCUCCUCCCUCGCCUCCCCUACCACAACGCACAUAACCACCAAACCACCACCACAACAACAACAGCUCCACGCAUCCACCAAUUCCACACCACCCCUCACGCCAACGCCGCUCGCUCACCCUCCGUGCGCCGCGCCGAAGCAGCCCAGAAACGGCCCCAACAGCCACGAGUCGCAAACACCUACACAGAAGACGGGCUCCUCAAGACGCCAGCACAGGGCGACCUGGCCCAGCGCCUGCGGUUCCUCGAUACCGCGUCGAAGACCCUCCACCAGGAAGCUCGCCGAUAUGGCGGCGUCACGGUCGAUCAUGAUACCUUUGUUCGCAUCGCGAAGGGCCUGUUUAAUACGGCGUAUGCGCAUCCGCCGGCGGCGCAGCUUGUUUUACGGAUUUCGGAUGACGUAGAUGAGGUGUUCAGGAUAGGCUACCACAUCGGAACAAGCGACAUGGGAUUCAAGGAAUGGGUGCUGGCGGCGUGCAGUCUGGCCGGGGGGCGCGUGCCGGUGUUAUACCAGACGGCGCGGUACCUCACGAUCACGGAACGACGGGGCACAGAGGUCCGACAGACGGCCGUCAUCGAUCGGCUGGAGGAGAUCGGACGCACGAGCAACGAUCCCCGCGCGCUGCAGCUGCUUGCGCAGGUGCAGGGUCGCCGUGGCAAAUAUACCCAGGCCCUGGAGCUCAUGGAGGCGGUGCUGGCGCGAAUUCACCCGUCCAAGAACGCGCCGCGCGGGGCGGAGCAGUCCUACUUGAUCUCUGAGGUGAUGGAGACGCCGUGGCGCGUGUAUGCGUGGCUGAAGGAGAGGACGGGGGAGCCGAUGGGGGCGGAUGAGGUUGUGCGGAGCGCGGCGCUGGAGUAUGAGGAUCCGCGGGCGUUGCAGGAUCAUGCGAGUUUGUUGAUGCGCGAGAUGGAUCUGGAGGGCUAUGAGGAGGGUAUGAGUAAGGCGGCGAGUUCGGGGGAUGCGAUGGCUUGUCUGAAGCUGGCGAAUUUCUACUAUCUCACGUCGAAGGGGUGGUUUCCUCGGCGUGGGGUGAAGGUGUCGGAGGGGGAUGACGCGAAGGCGAUACCAAGAGCUACGAGGACGGUUGAUCCGGCCAAGCCGGUGGAGGAGAAGAAGCCCGGCGCGCUGGGCAGGUUCUUCUCGUUCCUUUCUGCGGACGUCAAGUCGCACGCUGAGUAUCGGAAGUUGGCGGUGGAUUGGUAUAACCUGGCGGAUGGGAAUUAUGAAACGGCGUGGGAGCUCUUCUGGUCCUCGCGCACUGCCGAUGCGAAGGAGUUCAUGCCGACGUCCCAGGAUGAGCUUCUGAAGGUCUGGCGGGAUGAGAAGUUUCGGCCUGAGGUGCCGCUUCAGUUGCUAGAUCUUUGA